UUGGUCAAUGAAGCGGAGGGGCUGGAUUGGGGGAGGUGCGGGAUACUCUGACCCCCAUGGUACUCUCUUGGAAGGGCUCGCGGCGUUCCGGUCUAAUUAGCAUAACCGUCGUCUCGUUAACAUAACGGUCACCCGAUUAGCAUAACAGUCGCUGAUUUGCAUAACGGUCGCUGGGUCCAGGUGAGGUUUGAGUCUGAGGGAGAUGUUUCUAUUGACGCGAGAAAGUACCGAAAGGAAUUGAGAAAAAACGCAAGACAAGCCGGACUAACAUCUCCAUUUUUGGUUUUUAUACACAUUUUCUUUUUUUCUCGCUCUAAAAUAUGGGAAUUUCCUACACAUGAACCUCGGCGAUUUAAGAACCAUCUUCAGUUCAUGGAUACGCUGUUUCGACUACUUAAUGAGACGACAAUUCCUUCUUGGAUGCUGUUUCUCCACUUGGAGUGACUCAAACCAGAAAGACAGGAAUGAAUGGUGCACCAGGAGAUGUGUUAUCGUUGUAGGGGGUGGGCACUGGUUUUUACCAAACGAGAAUGAGCUACAACAAACAGAAACAGUAAUUCCUGUGGGUGGGGGGGGGGAGGAAGUCAGGCACCAACAGUGGAAAGACAAAAAAAGUUAACAUGUCCAUUCCAGUGACCCUUCUGCAGAAGUCACUAAAAUGACCUACCACCAGUUUGGCCAUUUGUCUUUCAACUUCUACAAUGAUCAUGACAUAAAGUAGAAUGCACAGAGUUGAUCUUCCUGUACAAAGUGUUUGAAAAUGGCUGUAUAAUUUUUUUGCACCAGAGCGUCCACUGCGUGUUGGACCUAUGUAUAUUGUUGGUGUGAAAGAGAUGCUUGUUGCUGUAGCGUUGUGUAGCUCACCUUUCCUCCAGGCCAGCAUAACUACUGUUUAUUGAAGGUACUACCUUGACUGAGAACUCUGAGGCAUAGAAAAUGAUUUAUCUUGUGCCAGGUUUGCCCAUGUCUCAGUAUUAAAAUGACAUCCUCCCCUGAGACCUUCGACAAUAUAGUAAUUCUGACGUUGAUGUCCAGAUCAUUGUGAAUAACUCUGGAGAGAAAGAAGAGUACUGCUGAGGGAAGGAUGCCCUCAGGCAUGAUACAUUGGCGAGACCGAGCAGAGGCUGCGGCAACGGAUGAAUGGACACCUCACAACAAUCAUCAGCCUGUAGUGUUCCUUCCUAGUUGGGGAAUACUUCAGCAGUCCGGGAUAUUUGGCCACAGACCUUCAGAUGAGUCUCUGACUGAUCCCUUCAGACUAGACGGUGAUUCUCAGUCGAACUGGUGGAAAGUGUCGACUGAUUCAGAGGACAGCUCAGAAAACAACGAUGCUAACCUGGAUAAAUAUGAGUCUCUGACUGAUCCCUUCAGACUAGACGGUGAUUCUCAAUCGAACUGGUGGAAAGUGUCAACUGAUUCAGAGGACAGCUCAGAAAACAACGAUGCUAACCUGGAUAAAUAUGAGUCUCUGACUGAUCCCUUCAGACUAGACGGUGAUUCUCAGUCGAACUGGUGCAAAGUGUCAACUGAUUCAGAGGACAGCUCAGAAAACAACGAUGCUAACCUGGAUAAAUAUAUAGAAGAUUUUCAAAUGACUGACUCAAUAUUGCACAUAAAACCACAGGAUCUGACUGAAAUGGGGGUAAGAGUGAUACCGGAGACCGUUGUGAAUGAAGAUUCGAGCUGGGGCGAAGACUCAACUGAUUCUGAGGUCAGCCUGGAAGAUUUUUCAAAGCAGAAACAUCCACCUACUUCAUAUCCAAGGUAUCAUAUUGUUCGCCGUUUAACUAGUAACCAUAGUGUCUUGGAAGCUCUGAGGUGCCAUCUGUGUACAUACAACCCUCCCACAAAAUGUGGGCACUGUGUAAACAUCUUGCUGGUUGGCUUGGUGGGAGCUGGUAAAUCAGCCACCAUUAAUACAUUUCUCUCAGCUCUGAAUCCAAAUAGAAGAACUAUAAGCUGUGUCCCAACUGGAGUCCAUCCUGAUUCUUUCACAACCAAGCUCAAAUCCUACAAGUCAAACUCACUGCAGUUCUGGGAUACUGCUGGCUGGGAUUCAUUGAAAGAUGUGGACAAGAGAAAGGAACUAUUAACAAUGAUACUGGAAGGAAGGGUGCCACCAGGAACCGAUUUGCAGGAUUUCAAUCCUUAUUCAGAUGGUGCACAGAAUCCAGUCAUUCCAGAAAAUGUAAUUCAUGCUGUUGCAUUCAUUUUUGAUACUUUCACUAUGGAGGGCAUUAAUAUGGAUUUGAUGAAGCAAUUUCAGGAACUACAAACCAUUGUAUCACAGAAAGGUAUUUACAAUAUUGUGAUUGGGACCAACUUUGAUCGAUUGAGGAUACCACAGAGAAGCUAUAAUCGCAUUUAUGAAAACAGAAAACUAAAACGGAAGUUUGCAAUGUUGUCCGAUUAUACUGGGAUGAAAAAACGCACCAUGUUUGCUAUUUCGAAUGAGUGGAAAGGUGAUAAGAUUGAGAAGACAAAAUGUAUUCUUGCUUUGUACGCUCUGAAAAAUAUAGUCAAAAACAUAGACCCAUCGAUAAAGCUUAAAAGGCAAAAUACUGCAGAGGCUGGAAAUUUGAAAUGAAAACAGAAAAAUGCUGGGAACACUGACAGCAGCAUCUUAAAGCCAUAUUUCAGGUUCAGAAGGACUAUUCUUCAGAACCUCCAGUUCUCCUCCUUGACUCAAAACAUUUACUCUGUUUCUCCCUUGACAGAUGCUAUCGGACUGUUGCGAAUCAUCAGAAUUUCCCAGUAUUAAUUGAUUUAAAGAUGGUUGGCAUUUGAAGGCCUAAUGUAUAAGUACUCUGUAUAUUCUUGAUCCACAGUGGCUGCAGUCACAGAAUCAGUUAGCAUUGAAAAAGACCAUUCCGUCCCCUUGUAUGUGCUGGCGCGUUGAAAGAUCCAUUCAAUCAACUCCACUCCCAAUUGCCUCUUCCCCAUAACCUUGCAUAUGUUUAUUAUCCAAGUAUUUAUCAAAUUCACCUUUGAACGCUCCUCAUGUAUCUGCUUCCACCACUCGUGCACACACUGCAUUCCAGAUCACAGCAACUCAUUAUGUAAAGAAAACAAACAAAACAUUCUCAUUUCCCCCUCUCGUUGUUACAUCUACAACUGUCUGGGUAGCAACCAUUUUGCCACUGGAAACGUUUUCUGCUUAUUUAGCGCUGCUGAAAAAAAGGCAAAUUUUGCUGAACCUUGUCCCUUGCAUUCAUCAGGUCAAUUUUCAAGACAGACAAAUGUCAGUUAUAUCUUUUGUGGUAUCAAAAUCACACCCUGCUCCAGGUGUCUAAUUUUCCCCUGAUUUCAUGAUUCCUCACGUGAGUAUCACUGACCAGGCCAGUAUUUGUUUCCCAUCCCUUGUUGCCUUGAGAAGGUGAUGAUGGGCUGCCUUCUUGAAGCACUGUGAUAGGAAGACCCACACUGCUUUUUGGAAAGGUGAGAGUGUUCCACAUUUUUGACCUGGCAGCGGUGAAGGAACAUUGAUAUUUCUAAGUCAAAAUAGUACAUGACUGUGAGGGUAGCCCAGCAGUGUCAUCUUAUAAUGGCGUCACAAGAUUGGUAGUCUUAUGUAAUAAAUAGUUUAGAUGUGUUUUGCUCUCUAUUUUAUUUUCAUUCUUUGUAAAACAUAAAAUUUUAAUUAUAAAAGCAAUACCUGGUGCUAAUUGGAUGGAUGCAAAGCAUGUUUAAUAGUAAGGUAAACUCAAUGCUGCAAUCGAGUCAAUGAAGUUUUGUCACAAACAUAUUUUUUUCUGUGAUUUUCAUUGCAGUAUGGACACAGUAGAUCCAGUGGCCUCCAGUGCUACAAUUGUUCCAUGAUUCUACUGGCAGAGUCCAGCAAAAAGUUUUCAGUUCAAUUAGUAUCAUUGUACAUUUAAGAGGGACUGGUUCUGUCCUCUUUCUCUUUAAGAGGGGUAUUGUAAAUCUGGUGCCAAGGUUUCUGCUGCUUGGAAAAUCAAAGUCUGGAGCAUUUUUUUUCAGUUUAAAAAUGAAUGUGUGUGUGUGUGUGUGUAUGUAUGGAGUCAGGCUCAAACAACCCUGGAUUUUAGUUUUGCUUUCAGCUAUUGACGUUGGGGUUGUUGGAGUUGAAAAUACCAGACACAACUCUCUCUCUGCUGCUAGAUUCUUUCUGACAGUGUUCCUUCUCCUGGACUGGAGGAGAUAGGAAAGGAGGGAAAUCGGUUUUGCUGAAUUUGCCUUUGACAAGGCAUUGUUUAUGAGAUGCUGACAUAUUGGAUCAGUUGAUAACUAAUAGUUAAAUCAUCUAUUACAUUUGUUAACUAUUUUGAUAUAAUUAAAGUUAUGCCAAUUCUUAUUAUAACUGUAGUGUAAGGAUAAAUUUUAUUUUGCUUAAAAUCUAGUAGUUUGACUAAACAAAUCACAUCUGAAAUGCAGUGCCUUACAUUUGCCUUUUAAAAAGGAUAAGAGAGAGAGGAUUGGCUAUGUUUUGAAGGGGUUUGGUCUGGUCCAUAACAUCACUG
Hemiscyllium ocellatum (epaulette shark) is the source of this 4481-nucleotide messenger RNA. RefSeq lists its product as uncharacterized. The transcript is spliced from 14 exons. The record is from RefSeq and is a predicted model, not a curated record. NCBI's taxonomy places the organism in Eukaryota, Metazoa, Chordata, Chondrichthyes, Orectolobiformes, Hemiscylliidae. Bases 1085 to 2587 code for a protein of 500 amino acids.